UUAUCGAUAGUUUCGUGUCUCCAUCAAAACAUUGAAUAAAAUUUAUAUGUCAAAUCCGAACAAGAUCCGUUUCUUAUAAAAUCCUGAGCUAAGGUUAGAAACAUGAGCACACAACGCGGAAAUGCGAGUCGCACACGUGCACAAAAACACAAAAAUCGUCAUGUAUUCAAAAACGAUUUGCACGACAAAACGCCACAGCAGAUGCGACUCAAUAAGAUGCACGUGUCUACCGUGUGUCAACGCUGCAAGGAGGUCAUCGAGUGGAAAAUCAAAUACAAGAAGUACAAGCCCCUCACACAGGCCAAGACGUGCGCCCGCUGCCAACAGCGAACUGUCCGCAAGGCGUACCAUGUCAUCUGUCGAGACUGUGCCGUCAAAGAUCAUGUUUGUGCCAAGUGCCUCAAGAGCGCCGACGAAGUGGCAAUAGAAGCGCCAGAGCCAACGCCGCAGGAGGAGCAGCAGCUGCAGGUCGAAAUGGAUAGAUUAAUUAAAUCGUUCUCAGAGCGUAAGCGACGGGCCUUCCUACGCUUCAUGGACAAGGGUCGCAAGCAGGAGACUAAGGAACCGCUCGACGAGGAGGAGCGGGAAGCUCAAGAGAAGGCAACGCGAGUUAGAUACACACGCGAGGAACUGCUGGAGAAGAUCAAGCAGCUGAAUCUCGCAGAAGAAGACGACGAUUAUAACGACGACGACGAAGAUGAUGAUGAUGAUGAUGAAGACGAGGAGGGAGAAUCAGAUCUUGAUUCGGAAGAAUGUGACAGUGACGAGGAGAGCGAGGAAGAGCCACAAAAAGCUAAAGCAAUAGAUGCACUUGUGAAGAAAUAACGCUUAGCUGCCUUAAUACUGUAUGCAUUUAGAGUAUAGAAACAUUUUUUUUUAAUGUAUGUGCAUACAUACAUAAAUAUAAAAUUAAUAA
Molecule: messenger RNA, 916 nt
Organism: Drosophila hydei
Lineage: Eukaryota; Metazoa; Arthropoda; Insecta; Diptera; Drosophilidae
Exons: 2
Coding region: 103-825 (240 amino acids)
Source: RefSeq, a predicted model, not a curated record